Messenger RNA from Frankliniella occidentalis (western flower thrips), 1609 nucleotides. Its product is annotated as myosin-7B-like. The record is from RefSeq and is a predicted model, not a curated record. Bases 81 to 1001 code for a protein of 306 amino acids. NCBI's taxonomy places the organism in Eukaryota, Metazoa, Arthropoda, Insecta, Thysanoptera, Thripidae. The transcript is spliced from 6 exons.
ACUCUUUUUAUUUGUUUUUAUUUUUACUCAUUUUUUUUGUCGGAAGCAUCACACGUAGUACCGUAAGACACACCGAAAAGAUGGACGGGGGACGUAGAGAGGACAGUUUCCUUUCCACGGCAAACAGCGACAGCGAGGAGGAAGAGGAGGACUCAUCCGACAGUUUUACCAAUCUCAACGAUCAUGACCGCCAGAUGGCAGCCCUGCAGGAGCUCGAGGACAUCAUACGCAAAGAGACUUACCACGUGGUGCCCAUCAUGGAGUCACGGCAGGGGUUCACCAAUCUCACGGCCACCGUGCAGCGCAUCGGACAGGCGGGGCGCGAGGCGGUGGACUGGGCGCGCUCGUGUCUGCGGGACCAUGCGGACGCCCGCGCCGCGGCCGACAAGGCCCUGGCCGUGCAGCAGGCGCUGGAGGAGGACGUGCUGGCGCUGCAGGCCAAGCUGCGCGAGGAGGAGCGGCUCACUGCCGAGGCGCGGGCGGACGCGGACGCGAGCCAGGGCCGCGAGCAGACGACGCUCGUGCUGCUGGAGGAGCUGCGCGCCGAGCUGCAGCGACAGCGCACGCGGGCCGAGCACCUGUCCACGCUGCAGGAGCCGGCCGCGCCCGGCGCCGGCGAGGACAUCAAGAGCGAGCUGGACGCGCACCGGAGGCUCGUCCGCGAGCAGGACCUCGCCGAGGAGCUGACGCACGUCAAGGAGCUGCUGCGGUCCACCUACGACCACCAGGACGCCAUCGCCAGGCGCGCGUCCUUCGCCAACAUGCGCGCGAACAAGCUGACCGAGGAGCUGACCUCGGCGCAGGCCGCCCACGCCCUGGAGGUGCGCCACAAGGAGAACGUCGAGCGCGACGCGCAGCAGCUCCGGAGAGACCUGGAGGCGCGCGCCGCCGAGGUGGCCGGACUGCAGACGCAGCUAGAAGCUGCCCGGGAACGCGCCGACCAGCAGGUCACAAAAUGGAUUCGGAAUCGUACAGAAAGUGCGUCAGUUUUGCUCAGAUGAAUGCGGUACUCGACUCCUUGGCGCCUGCGAUGUUCGGGGUAGGCUAACCCGCAAUACACACUUGCAUUGCAGGCAAUAUGUUGACUAACCAGCAGGCGCCUUAUAGGGGUCUCAGAGAGCAGACGACGCGCGGGCCGAAGGGUGAAACCUCUCACUCGCUCUCACUUACUCCGCAUUACCUCCGUCUCUCUCGCACCUUGCCAGAGUGGCCCGCGGGCCGCGUCUCUGAAUGUGUGAGAUCGCUUGUUGAUCGGCUCAUCCUGCGGUGCUGCAGGACAAGCUGCUGCGCGAGGCCAGCCUCCGCGAGGACCGGCUGCGCAAGCGUGCCGACCAGCUCCAGAGGCAGGUGGACCGCGGCGAGCAGCAGACGGGGGCGCUGCAGCAGCUGCUGGAGCGGCGCGCACAGAGCGAGGAGGAGGGGCGGGCGCAGCUGCAGGUGGCGGAGCUGGAGCUGGGCCGGCAGCGGCGGCAGCUGGCCGCGCUGGAGAAGGCGCACGACGCGGCCGCCUCCCGGCUCCGCAGCCACGACGCCAAGCUGGCGGCGCUCGUGGCGGAGCGCGACGCGCUGCUCGCCAACAGGGCUGACCUGCGCAGGGAGCUCGAGGUAU